This is a messenger RNA of Manihot esculenta (cassava), 678 nucleotides long. Its product is annotated as thioredoxin H1-like. The record is from RefSeq and is a predicted model, not a curated record. The transcript has 2 exons. NCBI's taxonomy places the organism in Eukaryota, Viridiplantae, Streptophyta, Magnoliopsida, Malpighiales, Euphorbiaceae. The coding region runs from base 1 to 546 and encodes 181 amino acids.
AUGGCUGAAGAGGGAAAGGUGUUCGCCAGCCACACAUUUGAGGCUUGGACGGAGCAGUUUGAGAAGGCAAAUAGGGGAAAGCAACUGAUUGUGCUGGAUUUCAGUGCUGCCUGGUGCCCACAUUCUCGUUCCAUGAGUCCAAUGCUGGCAGAGUUGGCGAAGAAGAUGCCAAAUGUCACAUUCUUGAUGGUGGAUGCUAAUGAAUUGUGUGCUGUUGCUAUGGAAUGGGCAGUUAAGGUAGUGCCAACCUUUUUUUUCUUGAAGCAAGGACAAUUACUCGACCAGUUUGUUGGUGCCAACGUAAAGCAACUGAUCUCUACCAUUGAAAGGCACGCUGGUGGCGCACACGGGAUUUUAGAAUCAAUGACAUGUAACCUGCCUACGAUGUCGAACUCUGCUAUAAUUCCAAAUGCUGCAAAUCCGCAAUGGACAAUCCCAACUAAUUAUCCACAACCUCAAGUGCUCAUUGGGACGUCUUCAUUUCACAACCCGCAAAUGCUUCCUAAUUAUUCCAUACUGGGGACUAACAAUGGUUUUCCGGUUUAACAUUCCGGCAACACCAUCUACUAGCAUUGACAUGCCCACCACCACCACCAACAGUUCUACUUAUCAUUGCUAUUAUCCUCAUUAUUAAGUAAUAUUACUUAAAUGCAUUACUAAGUGGAUGAACUAAAGGAA